AUGAACGAGUCGCUGGUGGUGAACGAUUCCUCUGCGGCUCCCGUGGCCGGGGCAGCUCUCCCUUGGAUGGAGGCCGAGUCUCCGGAGCGCAACAGCAGCCUGGAGUACUCCACCACCCCGUUUGAAUUCAUGAUCAACCCGUGGGACAUUAUGCUCUGCAUGUCAGGCACCGUCAUUGCUUGUGAAAACGCCAUCGUGGUGGCUAUUAUCUUCUACACGCCCACCCUGAGGACCCCCAUGUUCGUGCUGAUUGGCAGCCUGGCCACAGCAGACCUGCUGGCCGGCAUGGGAUUAAUCCUGAACUUUGUAUUCCAGUAUGUGAUCUCCUCUAAGACGAUCAGCCUUAUCACCGUAGGGUUCCUAGUGGCCUCUUUCACCGCGUCCAUCAGCAGCCUCUUGGCCAUAACAGUGGACCGCUACUUCUCCCUCUACAACGCCCUGACGUACUUCUCAGAGAAGACCCUGCAGUACGUACACCUGAUGUUACUGGGGACUUGGGGGGCGUCUCUGUGCCUGGGCCUGCUGCCGGUGCUCGGCUGGAACUGCCUUGACGAACCAGCCUCCUGCAGCAUCGUCCACCCUCUGACCCGCAGCAACCUCACCCUGCUGGCCACCUCAUUCUUUGUCAUCUUCGUGCUCAUGCUGACCCUCUACUUCAAGAUCUGCAAGAUCGUGUGCCGCCAUGCCCACCAGAUCGCCCUGCAGCAGCACUUUUUCGCCACGUCGCAUUACGUGGCCACCAAGAAGGGGGUCUCCACCUUGGCCAUCAUCUUGGGGACGUUUGGGGCCAGCUGGCUGCCCUUCGCCAUCUACUGCCUGGUGGGGGAGAAGGAGUACCCCCCGGUGUACACGUACGCCACGCUGCUGCCGGCCACCUACAACUCCAUGAUCAACCCAAUUAUCUACGCCUACCGAAACGCAGAGAUCCAGCGUUCUCUCUACAUGCUUUUCUGUGGCUGCUUUCAAGCCAACGGGGCCUACCGCUCCAGAUCUCCCAGCGAAGUUUAG
This is a messenger RNA of Myripristis murdjan (pinecone soldierfish), 1008 nucleotides long. It is a transcript of the gene gpr6, whose product is annotated as G protein-coupled receptor 6. Gene Ontology annotation, cellular component: membrane. The record is from RefSeq and is a predicted model, not a curated record. Gene Ontology annotation, molecular function: G protein-coupled receptor activity. Lineage: Eukaryota; Metazoa; Chordata; Actinopteri; Holocentriformes; Holocentridae. Gene Ontology annotation, biological process: G protein-coupled receptor signaling pathway. Bases 1 to 1008 code for a protein of 335 amino acids. The transcript has a single exon.